This is a messenger RNA of Prosopis cineraria, 701 nucleotides long. Its product is annotated as 40S ribosomal protein S27-2-like. The coding region runs from base 152 to 412 and encodes 86 amino acids. The transcript has 4 exons. Gene Ontology annotation, biological process: translation; ribosomal small subunit assembly. Gene Ontology annotation, cellular component: ribosome; cytosolic small ribosomal subunit. The record is from RefSeq and is a predicted model, not a curated record. Gene Ontology annotation, molecular function: structural constituent of ribosome; RNA binding. Lineage: Eukaryota; Viridiplantae; Streptophyta; Magnoliopsida; Fabales; Fabaceae.
UGAACCGCCUGUGGGCGUGGUCCUCAUUGAUCUCUUAUAAACAAACUGCGCUAUCUUCUGUGUUCCCUCUCCCGCCGCUCGACCAGUCUUCUCCUCUUCAAAAGCUAGGGUUUUGUUUGAGUCCUCCUACUUUUCGACUUCAUUUUACAACAUGGUUCUUCAAAAUGAUAUUGAUCUGUUAAAUCCCCCGACUGAGCUGGAGAAGAGAAAACACAAGCUCAAGCGUCUUGUCCAGUCUCCAAACUCUUUCUUCAUGGAUGUGAAGUGCCAGGGUUGCUUCAACAUAACCACUGUUUUCAGCCACUCUCAGACUGUUGUGGUAUGUGGCAACUGCCAAACUGUCUUAUGCCAGCCCACUGGUGGACGGGCUAGGCUAACAGAGGGCUGCUCUUUUAGGAAGAAGGGAGACUAAAUGGUGCUUCAUCUUUUGUUUAGUUCGGAUGUUUUCACUCGUUAGGCUAAGAUGAAAUCAACUUUUUGUCUUAGAUUAAGUUAUGUUGGUAAUUUAGAUUGUAGUCCUUUUCACACAACUGUUCCUAAGAGUUACAAUACCACCAAGUUUUGAUUUUUUUCUUCAUUGAAUUGCGUAUGGUUUUGUUGAAUAUUUGUUUUCCUUUGAAUGGUAUAGAUUGAUUGAAUUGUUGGUUCUUUGAAUAUGAUGUCCUUGUGUUCCAUUGAAAUGUUAAUGCUCAAGUUUUUAA